GGAACACAUAUUAAUUGACUAGGUUACGUGUUACUUAUAGGAUAUCUGCAAUAAAGGAAGAAAAUUAUGAAAAUAAUUUCAUUUUUAUUUGUAAUUAUAUUUAGUGCACUCAGUUAUGCAGUAAAACCGGAUUUUUGUUAUUUACCAUAUGCUGCUGGUUGGGGUAGAGUUGCUGCACCAAGAUUCUUUUAUGAUCCAAAUAUAAAUGAUUGUCAAAUGUUUUUAUGGGGGGCAAUGGAAAUGGGUUCAAACGAUAAUCGUUUUGAAACAUACGAAGAAUGUGAAGCGGUAUGCAUAAAUGCAUAACCAUUAUAAAUAUUAUUAAAAACCACUGCUAAUACGAAAAAUUGUGAUUUACUUUAUUUUAAUUAUGUAAAUUAUCUAUAUAUAUAUAAAUAUAACAUAAAAUACAAAUUUUAUUUUAAAUAUUUUUUAAAUUAAAUUGAAAAUUAUUUAGAAAUUUAUAGUAUAUGUAUGUAAUGUACAAAUAAGGUAUAACAGAAA
Condylostylus longicornis is the source of this 504-nucleotide messenger RNA. Its product is annotated as kunitz-type serine protease inhibitor-like. Bases 67 to 306 code for a protein of 79 amino acids. The transcript is spliced from 2 exons. The record is from RefSeq and is a predicted model, not a curated record. Gene Ontology annotation, molecular function: serine-type endopeptidase inhibitor activity. Lineage: Eukaryota; Metazoa; Arthropoda; Insecta; Diptera; Dolichopodidae.